UCCCACAUCCCGUCUUCAUCUCGGUCCGCUCUGCUACAGAGUGGGUCGUAUUCUCUCUCAGGUUUUUCUCCGUCAAGGCAUCUCGCUCAAGGUAAUCUUGUUCUCUUACAAUGGCAGCGCUUUCUGCGGCAGAACUUCAGAAGAGACAUGAACUCGAGGGAGCUCCGGACCCCUUUCCGUCUCUUCGAGAGGAAUCAUCUCCUGCAAAGCCAAAGCGGAGCAAUGGAACCGCGGCUGGUAUAGAUAACUCUGAGCUGGCCUUCCCUUCCCUUGCACCGUCUGGUCCCGUGCGGCAGGCUGCAUCCUGGGGUGCUUCUCCCGGUGGUCCCCGCAUUGCGCCUGCAGUACAGGCUCAGACGUUGCUUACUGAACGGUUCACAGUCACCGCUGCAAAUGUUGACUUGUCUGGUCGCGAUGGUCGUCCCGCAACUCUUCGUGACGCAGUGAAGCAGAUGUCGGCUAGGCACCCUAAAGUUCGUGCGGAGGCGAGCUCAUCGACUACUGGUAGCGGAGUCCGCGAAACAGAGUUCUUCCUCAAGUCUGAAUCGGCUAAAGAACUCGAGCGCGCAAAGCGAACGCUGGUCUCCAUUGUCAGUCCGCAGGCGUCCAUCAUCCUCAAUGCUCCUGCUUCCACCAUUGCUACGAUUAUCGGACCCAAAGGUGCUUCUCUGAAACAGAUACGAGAUCAAACAAACGUUCGGAUUGAUAUCCCACGUAAAGAUGCGGUCUCUCCCGUCCAGGCUAGUGGUAAUGACGUCGCACAUGCAUCUAAUGAAGACGAGGAGGAAGAGCCAACUGUUCCGAUUACUAUUACUGGACCAAGGCCCAUGGUUGAGGAGGCUCAAAGUAUGCUUAAAGCCAUCAUCGCCUCCAAGACUUCAAAGACGACGCAACGCAUUCGCGACAUUCCGGACCAUAUUCUACCGUUCAUCUUGGCCCGCAGUCCAGAGGAGUACUUGUCUGAUGCUCCAAAAGACGCGACAGUCGAUCUAAAGGGAAAUACAGUUGAACGCGAAAUUUUAGCACUCGGCGAUAGAGAACUAGUAGCUCAAGUCGUCGAGAAAAUUAAGGCCCAGAUUGAUGCUCUCAAGUCGGACCUCUCGAGCUUUGAAUUGAAUAUCCCCAAACGUCAACAUAGGUUGCUCAUUGGCCCUGCUGCAAAGGAAAUUUUACAGAAUAGCAACUGUGUCGUCAUUGUUCCUCGUCCUGAGGAACCAAAUGACAGGAUCACAGUCUGGGGCAAUUCGGAUGAUUUCGCGAAGGCAAUGCAAUUCGUCACUCAGAAGGCCAAGUCUCAGCAUAUUCAGGAGGUCCUCUUACCCGGCCCUCUCGAGUUGUCGAAGCAAAUCGUAACGUAUAUCACGCGGACGCAGUAUCUGAGGAGCUUGACUGACGCAAACCCGGGCGUUUCGGCUUAUCUUCCUCCAGCUGGGGUAUUGAAAAUGGCUAAAACUCUUAAUAUCGAUCUCGUCGGUGAUAAGGCAAAGGUGGAAAAGGCUGCACAGCAACUUUCUGCCUUUAUCGACACCUUGGUGGGAGGUACUAAGGAUGUUCCGGUGGAUUGGCUUCUUCACCGCGUACUUAUCGGGAAGUAUGCUAAGAAGCUCAAACAGUUCCAGGAUAACCACAACGUUAGAGUUUUCUUUCCGGAUGAAUCAAAGGAAGACUCCUUCGUUUUACUUGUGUACGAUCCCAAUUCUCCAUCUGCUUCUCGUGACCGCGAUGAGAAAGCCAAACACCUCGCGGAAGUUGAGAAGGAGCUCCUAAAGCUAUCUCGUGAUGCGGCUGAUGUCAAGAGCGAGCUUAUUCCGGUAGAAGCUCAGUGGCAUCCAUACGUUGCUGGUAAAGACGGAACUACGCUCAACGCUAUUGUCGGUGAGGAUAAGGCUUUGUCCAUCAAAAUUGGCCAGGAAGCUGGAGGCGAUACUUCGGACUUCAUUCUCGUCCGGGGAGCGAGCGCUGACGUGGAUCGUGCUGUCAAGGAAAUCCAAAUCAUCGUUGAGAACGCGAAGAAUGAGUUGAUUGACAACAGCUAUUCUACCGAAUUUGAGAUCAUCCGGGACUUCGUAGGCCGUAUUGUUGGCUCCCAUGGAGCGGCAAUUAACAAGCUCAGGGAGACGCUCGGCGUCAAGAUCGAUUUCUCCGAUGACGCUGACGACAAGGAGAAGGAUACUGGGAAAAAGAAAAAGGCGGCUCAGAAGGCAAAGGUUAAGAUCGUUGGCCGGAAAGAGAAUGUCGAAGAGGCCAAGAGACGUAUUCUUAGUCAAGUCGAGAGGCUGGCUGAUGAAACUUCCGAAACCCUGAAGAUCCCUGCACAGUACCACUCUUCUCUUAUCGGCCAGAGUGGAAAGUAUGUCAUCCGCCUCGAGGAAAAGUAUUCUGUAAAGAUUACAUUCCCUCGUGGGACUGGUGAGAGUGGAGAAGGGAGGACAAGGGAAUUGCUGAAGCCUGAUGAAGUCCUGAUUAAGGGAGGCCGCAAAGGCGUCGCGAGUGCGAAAACGGAGAUUCUUGAAGCUGUCGAAUUCGAGAAGGAGACUAAUAACAUUACCAAAUUUACGGUCCCAACUAAUUCUGUUGCUCGUAUCCUCGGGAAGGGUGGUGCGAAUAUCAACGAAAUAAAGGACAAGACUGGUGCGCAAAUUGAUAUCGACAAGAGUACCGAUGAUCCGCAAAUUACGAACAUCACUUGCCGUGGAACCAAGAAAGCCAUUGCCACCGCAAAGGCUGACAUUCAGGCCAUUGCAGAACAGGUUGGUCAGGAGGUUACCGUCACACUCAAUAUUGAAAGGAGGUUUCACCGCUCGAUGAUUGGUCCUGGCGGUCAAGGACUUCGAACCAUCGUCACUCGUUGCGGAGGACCCAGUGAUCCUAAACAACAAGCUAACCUCAUUCGAUUCCCUCACCAGUCUGAACCAUCCGACGAAAUCCGACUAAGAGGUGACGCGGUAAUCGUUAAGAAGCUUCAGCAGGAGCUCGAAAAGAUUGCCACGUCCCUCCGCGACCGCGUGGUUCUUUACGUUGAUGUCCCCAACUCGCAACACAGGGCGUUGAUUGGGAGAAAUGGUCAACACCUUAACGAUCUGCAAGGCCGUACUGGAGCUCAAGUGCAGUUCCCUGGGUCCCGCUCAUACAAUCAAGUUGGCGAAGCGGAGAAUGCUGCCGACUUCAAAGACGCGGAUCCUCAGAAUCUUGUGAAGGUAUCCGGCACGCGUGCGGCGUGCGAGAAGGCUAUCAAGGAACUUACGGCAAGCAUUAGAACUCCUACGACACCUACGUUCGAAGCAAUCACAGACACCGUUAAUGUCCCUUUGAAGUACCACCACUUCAUUAGCCAGCAGGGACAUCUCUUCCGCACACUUCGCUCUUUCGGAGUGAACGUCGACCAGUCGACCACUCCAACCAAGUCAUUCCUUCCAACUCGCCCACCGAGCGAUCAGGCUACUUCGGCUCGCAUCGAUGAUGCGGAUGAAGAACCUGCUGGCAUCGAAUGGCAAAUCGUGCCAAACUAUGAGGAUGCUGAAGAGGGAGACUCUAUUUGGACGCUCAAGGCCCGCGAUGACUCUGGGCUCGAAAAGGCGAAGAAAUAUAUUGCUGAUGCUAUCAAGCAAGCUGAAGAGUCGUCUUUGGUGGGCUUCCUUACACUCCCAGAUCGGAGUGCAUUCCCUCGCAUUGUUGGUGCCAAGGGCUCUAACGUGUCGCGUCUCCGUACUGAAACUGGCGCUGACAUAACUGUCAGCAGAGAGGAUAAUACAAUUACUAUCAUUGGCUCUGAACCUUCUAUCGAAGCCGCAAAGGAGGCCAUCCUCCACAUUCACGCAAACCGCGGCGGACGUCGUAGUGACUAGAUACUCAAAUUUGUCGUAUUUGCUUUGUUUUACCCACACACAAAAAUGCACACGGGAUGGACGGAUCUGAUUGAUCUAUCUAGUUUACUAUUACCUCAUAACCUUUCGACCAGUUAUUCCUAACAUCAUCCCUGUCGGGUAUCGUGUCAUGCUGCUCUCUCAAAAAGUAUUGUCGCAUAUGAAAUGUAUCGAGUCGGGGGGCAAUACAUAAUCUCC
This is a messenger RNA of Fomitiporia mediterranea MF3/22, 4061 nucleotides long. RefSeq lists its product as uncharacterized. Bases 111 to 3845 code for a protein of 1244 amino acids. Gene Ontology annotation, molecular function: mRNA binding. Gene Ontology annotation, biological process: regulation of gene expression. The transcript has 14 exons. Lineage: Eukaryota; Fungi; Basidiomycota; Agaricomycetes; Hymenochaetales; Hymenochaetaceae. Gene Ontology annotation, cellular component: cytoplasm; nucleus. The record is from RefSeq and is a predicted model, not a curated record.